Aspergillus puulaauensis is the source of this 2181-nucleotide messenger RNA. RefSeq names its product RING-type E3 ubiquitin transferase MAG2. Gene Ontology annotation, molecular function: transcription cis-regulatory region binding. NCBI's taxonomy places the organism in Eukaryota, Fungi, Ascomycota, Eurotiomycetes, Eurotiales, Aspergillaceae. The record is from RefSeq and is a predicted model, not a curated record. Gene Ontology annotation, biological process: positive regulation of transcription by RNA polymerase II. The transcript has 2 exons. Bases 1 to 2181 code for a protein of 726 amino acids.
AUGUCGUCCAAUUCUGGCCAGACUCCUCCCUCUUCCAAGGCGGUGAACAUACCGAAUAAGUCGUCAUCUUCGACAUUCCACUCCGCACCUGCAAUCGAUAGCGGUCCCAGACGCGUGGGAGCAUCAGGCAGCUUUGGCGCUGGGUUGGCGUCGAAGAGCUCAAGCUCUGCUCGAAACAAUCAGGCCCUGAAAAGCCAGCACAAGCGGCAAAGGCGUCCCCGGUUACUGGAUGAUGAUAUUGAUGAGUCGACCAUCAUGAAAUCGACAAUCAGCCGAAAGGGACAGACGUCCAUCACCCACUUAAUGAACUUUUCUCUACCCCCUCGUCCCGAAUACCAUCCUCCACCGCGGAACCCCCGCCGCUACAACUCAUGGGGUCUUGGGUCUGGCUAUCAUGCGAUGGACAAGGCCCGCUACGUUCAUGCCAAUUAUCGCUUCAUCGUAACACCAAACCGCGUCUACCACGCCCAAGCAGCUAACGCCGACGUACACCUUGACUGGGACUCGAUUCUCCAAAUACUUGUUUCUGCCCAGACUCAGGCGUCCAGCUGCCCUAUUUGCUUGUCUACACCCGUGGCACCGCGGAUGGCUCAGUGUGGACAUAUAUUCUGUCUGCCCUGUCUAAUUCGUUUUAUGCACUCGACAGACAACGAAAACCCGGCUUCCGAAAAGAAAGCGCGUUGUAAAAAAUGCCCUAUCUGCUGGGAUAUCAUUUACAUCUCGGAAACACGGCCAGUGAGAUGGUUCAGUGGCCAAGAAGGUAUCCUCCCUUUCGAGGGCGGCGACGUCGUGCUGAGGCUUGUCAAAAGGGACACUCGAAGUACCCUCGCCCUGCCUAGAGACGGUGCUGAGAGUCUUGCUCCUGAAGAGGAUAUUCCAUGGUACCAUGCUGCGGAAGUGGCAGAUUAUGCCCGUAUCAUGAAAGGGGGAGAAGACUACAUGAACGCUCAAUACGAUACCGAGAUUGAAGAUUUACGCAGGCAGGAGCAAGAAGACGAGGUCUUGUUUGGAGACGAGACCACAUGGACGAAAAAGGCAGUGUCAGCCAUAAACGAAGCCAAGCAAAAGCUCGAAGGCAUCGGGAACCCCCCUGAAGUUUCACCCCAGCCAGCCGUCAAUCGACCACCGAAAGACCCAAUUACCCACCAGGAGCCGCCAGAAGAGGUUGCACUCAUGUAUGCUUCACAGCAUGCCACCAAGGCAGGCAAAUCUUCACCUAGUGAGGAACCCAUUAUACAGAAUGAGGUUGACCAAACUACGGAGGCAAUGAAUAAUAUAGAUUUGACAACGACGAAUGGCACAAGGUCCAAACAGAAGCAUCCUGCGACUGGCCGAAACAAUCCUCAGUCGGAUCGAAAAAAGGGCUCCAACGCGCCUCAUCCUGCCGACCAGCCAUAUUACUUCUACCAAGCUCUACCUCAUUACUACCUUUCCCCUCUUGAUAUCCGCGUUCUCAAAACUGCAUUUGGAGAUUACUCGUUGUUCCCGGCAACCAUCCUACCUCGUGUUGAACACAUAACUACCGGUCACAUUAUGGAUGACGAGUUGCGCAAGCGCGUCAAGUACCUUGGUCAUCUCCCUCAGGGCUGUGAAGUGAACUUCCUUGAGUGCGAUUGGAGAGAUGUUGUCAUGCCAGACGUCCUAGAACAGUUCAGCACGGAAUUAGGAAAGCGACGGAAGCGGAAUAAAGAGAAAGAAGUCCGUGAGGAGAAGAGUCGCAUCAAAGCUGAGAAAGAGGAGGAUGAGAAGCGUUGGGCUGCAGCGCGUCAGAAGAGACCGAGCAUCAGCACAAGCGAUCGACCAUUCUCCGACCGUGAUUUCAUACCAUUAGCAGGUGCAGCCGAUGCUGGAAAUAUCGAACUCGGGUCCUCCGCCUCACCUCCUCGGCCACCGUCUCAUUUCAGUGCGUUAGCCAGUCCUUCGACCAGCCCUCCCGGAGCCCGCACUGUCUGGGGAACCGCUGCCGUAGCAGGACCUGCAACAAAGCCUGACCACCUCAGGGCCACUCCUCGAGACGGUUGGCGAGAAGGGUGGGAAGACGAGUUGUUUGCUCACCAAGAGAGUGAGUUGAUUGCUCAAACAGCCGUGGAUGAGAACAAUUCGUCCUCGCAGGCGAAAAAGAAGGGAAAGAAGAACAAGAAGAUAACCCUCAUGUCCACCAAUAUUCAACGGGGGGCAUGA